ACUUGCCACGAGACCAUGGAGAAUACUGCAUCCUGGGAUUUCCCUCUGCCCUUCUGUCGUGCUGAUGAUGCCUGUGGUGGGACACUUCGGGGGCAAAGUGGAAUAAUUUCAACCCCCCAUUACCCUUUGGAGUACAACAACAACGCUGACUGCACAUGGACGAUUCUAGCAGAGCCGGGAGACACUAUAGCUCUGGUUUUCUUGGAUUUCCAAUUGGAGGACGAAUAUGACUUUUUAGAGGUCACUGGAACGGAGGGAUCCUCUUUAUGGUUUACAGGAACAAACCUUCCUGCUCCUGUAAUCAGCAGCAAAAACUGGCUUCGUCUUCACUUUAUGUCGGAUGGGAACCACAGACAGAAGGGUUUCAACGCACAAUAUCAGGUCAAAAAGCAAAUGGAGAUUAAAUCCCGGGGAGUGAAAUUGAUGCCAAGUAAAGACAUGAACCAGAAGACAUCUGUGUUAACACAGGUUGGUGCAUCCCAGGGACAUAACAUGUGUCCGGACCCUGGGAUUCCAGAUCGGGGCAAAAGAAUAGGCAAUGAUUUCAGGUUAGGAUCCAGUGUCCAAUUCACCUGCAGUGAAGGUUAUGACUUGCAAGGCUCCAAAAGCAUCACCUGUAAGAAGCUGAGUGGUAUGAUAGCUGCCUGGAGUGACCAGAGACCAGUGUGUCGAGCUAGAAUGUGUGAUACAUACCUCCGAGGGCCCAGUGGUGUUAUCACAUCUCCUAACUAUCCUGUCCAGUAUGAUAACAACGCAUAUUGUGUGUGGGUGAUCACAGCACUCAAUCCAGCCAAGGUAAUCAAACUCAAUUUUGAAGAAUUUGACUUGGAGAGAGGAUAUGAUACACUAACUGUGGGAGAUGGAGGCCAGGUUGGAGACCAGAAAAGUGUGCUUUAUGUUUUAACAGGCACAACUGUCCCUGAUUUGAUUGUCAGCACUCAACAUCAGAUGUGGCUCCUCUUCCAGACUGAUAGUGUGAGGAACCUACUAGGGUUCAAAGCAACCUAUGAAGAAAUUGACCAGGGAAGCUGUGGAGAUCCUGGAUUGCUCGCGUAUGGCAAGAGAGAAGGGUCAACAUUUCGCCAUGGAGACUCAUUGACAUUUGAAUGCCAGCCUGCAUUUGAACUGAAGGGGAAGAAAACAAUCACUUGUCAAAAAAGUAGCCAGUGGUCUUCUCAGAAACCAGUCUGUAUUUUUUCCUGCUUCUUCAAUUUCACCAGUCCAUCUGGGAUUGUGCUCUCCCCGAAUUACCCAGAGGAAUAUGGCAGCAGCUUGCACUGCGUCUGGCUAAUCAUUGCAAAUCCUGAAAGUCGGAUCCAUUUGGCUUUCAAUGAUUUUGAUGUGGAGCCUCAGUUUGACUUCUUGGCGGUGAAGGAUGGUGGAACAGCUGAAUCACCCACCCUUGGGACAUUCUCUGGAAGCCAACUCCCAUCUUCUCUGACCAGUAGUGGCCAUGUUGCCAGGUUGGAAUUCCAGACAGAUCACUCCACUGAGAAGCGUGGCUUCAACAUCACGUUUACCACCUUCAGACAUAAUGAGUGUCCUGACCCAGGAGUGCCCGUCAAUGGAAAACGCUUUGGUGAUAGCCUCCAACUUGGAAGCUCAGUCUCUUUCCUGUGUGAUGAAGGCUUUAUAAGGACCCAUGGCUCAGAAACAGUCACCUGUGUCUUGAAAGAAGGCAAUGUGAUUUGGGAUAAUGCAGUCCUGAGAUGUGAAGCUCCCUGUGGUGGCCAUCUGACCUCACCAAAUGGAAUGAUCCUGUCUCCAGGGUGGCCGGGGUUCUACAAGGACUCUCUCAAUUGUGCAUGGGUCAUUGAAGCUCAACCAGGGUACCCAAUCAAAAUCACAUUUGACAGGUUUAAAACAGAGGUGAAUUAUGAUACACUGGAAGUGCGUGAUGGCAAAUCCUACUCGUCCCCCUUGAUUGGAGUUUAUGAUGGGACCCAAGUCCCCCAGUUUCUCAUCAGCACCAGCAAUUUCCUCUACCUGCUCUUCACCACGGACAAAAGUCAUUCAGACGUUGGCUUUCAGAUCCACUAUGAAACGGUAAAGCUCCAGUCCGAUCACUGCUUGGAUCCAGGAAUUCCAGUCAAUGGACUACGAUAUGGGAAUGAUUUCUAUGUGGGGGCACUGGUGACUUUUGGCUGUGAUCCAGGGUAUACUUUGAGUGAUAGUGAAUCUCUGGAGUGUGAGCCAAAUUUUCAGUGGAGCAGGCCACUUCCAAGCUGUGAAGCUCUCUGUGGAGGCUACAUUCAAGGAUCUAGUGGCACUGUAUUAUCACCAGGCUUUCCAGAUUUCUACCCCAAUAAUUUAAAUUGCACUUGGAUUAUAGAAGCUUCUCAUGGCAAAGGUGUUUUCUUCACUUUCCACACUUUCCACUUGGAGAGCGGUCAUGACUACCUGUUGAUCACUGAAAAUGGCAGCUUCAGUCAGCCACUGAAACAGCUCACUGGUUCCCACCUGCCUGCUCCUUUUAGCGCUGGUCUCUUUGGGAAUUUCUCUGCUCAGAUCCGCUUCAUUUCGGACUUCUCCAUUUCUUAUGAAGGCUUCAAUAUCACUUUUUCAGAAUAUGACCUAGAACCUUGUGAGGAGCCUGAAGUGCCGAUCUACAGCAUUCGCAAAGGUCUUCAGUUUGGUGUGGGGGACAUCUUGACUUUCUCCUGCUUCCCUGGGUACCGACUAGAAGGUGUCUCCAGCAUUACUUGUCUGGGCGGUAGACGGCGUGUGUGGAGUUCGCCACUGCCAAGGUGUGUUGCGGAAUGUGGCUCCUCUGUGACUGGAACUCAAGGUGUUCUCUUAUCUCCAAAUUAUCCCCUAAACUACAACAACCACCAUGAAUGUAUCUAUUCCAUCCAGACGCAGCCAGGAAAAGGAAUUCAACUUAAAGCCAGGGCAUUCAGCUUGGAAACUGGAGAUGUCCUCAAGAUUUAUGAUGGCAACAAUAACUCAGCUCGCCUGCUGGGCUCCUUCAGCCGUGCAGAGAUGUUGGGUCUCAAUGUCAACAGCACUUCCAGCUCAAUGUGGCUUGAAUUCAUCACAGAUGGAAACGGCACAAAUCAAGGUUUUGAGUUGCAGUUUUCUAGUUUUGAUUUAAUCAAAUGUGAGAACCCUGGUAUCCCACAAUUUGGCUACAAAGUCCAUGACGAAGGACAUUUUGCAGGGAGUUCUGUCUCUUUCAGUUGUGAUCAUGGCUACACAUUACGCGGAAGCCCUGUGCUUACUUGCUUGACUGGAGAGCGAAGAUCCUGGGACCAACCUCUCCCCACCUGCGUAGCUGAGUGUGGGGGCAGCAUGCGAGGUGAGUCUUCAGGAAGGAUCCUAUCUCCAGGGUUUCCAACACCCUAUGAUCACAAUCUCAACUGUGUCUGGACAAUUGAAGCAGAAGCUGGUUGCACAAUAGGGCUCCAUUUCCUAGUUUUCCAUACAGAGGACUUUCAUGAUGUUUUGAGAAUCUGGGAUGGGCCAGUGGAGAAGAGCAUCCUCCUGAAAGAAGUUAGCGGUUCUGUCUUGCCCAAUGACGUUCACAGCACCUUCAACUUGGUGGUCCUUCAGUUCAACACGGACUUUUUCACCAGUAAACAGGGCUUUGCCAUUCAGUUUUCAGUGUCCACUGCCACUUCCUGCAAUGAUCCUGGGAUCCCACAGAACGGGAGCCGGAGCGGAGACAGCAAGGAGGCAGGAGACAACAUCAUUUUCCAGUGUGAUCCAGGAUACACCUUGCAGGGUGAUGCCAAGAUCAGCUGUGUGCAGAUCGAGAACAGGUUCUUCUGGCAGCCUGACCCGCCCACUUGCAUAGCACCUUGUGGUGGGAUCCUAGCAGGACCUUCGGGGGUUAUCUUGUCCCCCGGUUACCCAGAGCCUUACCCUCCAGGAAAAGAGUGUGAUUGGAAGCUGACCGUCUCACCGGAUUAUGUCAUUGCUCUGGUGUUUCACACGUUUAAUUUGGAACCAGGGUAUGAUUUCUUGCACAUCUAUGAUGGGCCCAGCUCACUUAGUCCCCUGAUUGGGAGUUUCUAUGAUACCCAAGUACCAGAAAGGAUUGAGAGCAGCAGCAACAACCUCUUCCUGGCCUUUCGUAGUGAUGCUUCUGUCAGCAAUACAGGAUUUGUAAUCCAUUUCACAGAAAACCCCAGAGAAUCCUGUUUUGAUCCAGGUCUGAUUAAAAAUGGAACUCGAGCUGGAAGUGAGCUGAAACUGGGCUCCACAAUCACAUACUACUGUGACAGUGGUUAUGUGAUUGAAGGGGUGUCCACUGUGACAUGUGUCAUGGAAGGAGAUGGGAAACCUGUGUGGAAUAAGCCAAGGCCCAUGUGUACAGCACCGUGUGGAGGUCAGUACACAGGAUCAGAUGGUGUCGUCCUAUCACCCAAUUAUCCUCAGAACUACACCAGUGGACAAGUGUGCCUGUAUUUCAUCGUUGUGCCCAAAGAUUAUGUGGUAUUUGGCCAGUUUGCCUUCUUCCAGACAGCUCUCCAUGACAUCAUUGAAGUACAUGAUGGUCCAAACCAACAUUCUCGCCUCCUGAGCUCUCUCUCUGGUUCUCAUACGGGUGAAUCAUUGCCUCUGGCUACCACAAACCAAAUACUGAUCAAAUUCAGUGCUAAAGGGCAGGCCACAGCCAAAGGUUUCCAUUUUGUCUAUCAAGCGGUUCCACGAACCAGUGCCACCCAGUGCAGCUCCGUGCCAGAGCCCCGUUACGGGAGACGGAUUGGCAUUGACUUCUCGGUGGGGGCUGUGGUCCAGUUUGAGUGUAAUGCUGGCUAUGCUCUCAAGGGAUCUCACAGCAUUGAAUGCUUGACAAUGCCUGGAACUCUUGCCCAGUGGAACUCUUCGGUGCCUACUUGUCUUGUGCCUUGUGGUGGAAACUUAACAGAGCGAAAAGGCACCAUUUUGUCCCCUGGAUUCCCUGAGCCCUACUUGAACAGCCUCAACUGUGUGUGGAAAAUAACUGUCCCUGAAGGAGCUGGAAUACAGAUUCAAGUGAUCAGUUUUGUUACAGAACAGAACUGGGAUUCCCUAGAAGUCUUUGAUGGAGGGGACAAUACAGCCACCAUGCUGGGCAGCUUCUCAGGUACCACUGUCCCUGCCUUGCUCAACAGUACCUCUAACCAGCUGUAUUUGCACUUCUACUCUGACAUCAGUGUCUCUGCUGCUGGAUUUCACCUGGAGUACAAAACUGUGGGUCUCUCCAGUUGCCCAGAACCAGCUGUCCCCAGUAAUGGCCUGAAAAUUGGUGAAAGAUAUGUGGUGAAUGAUGUGGUCUCCUUUCAGUGCGAGCCAGGAUAUGCUCUCCAGGGGCACUCUCAUAUUUCCUGCAUGCCAGGAACUGUGCGACGCUGGAACUAUCCUCCUCCACUUUGUAUAGCCCAGUGUGGCGGAAUCUUGGAAGAGAUGGAAGGUGUCAUCCUGAGCCCCGGCUUUCCUGGAAACUACCCUAGCAACAGUGAUUGUACCUGGAAGAUAUCCUUUACUGUAGGAUUUGGUGCUCAUCUCCAGUUCUUAAACUUUUCCACUGAACCUAAUCAUGAUUUUGUUGAAAUUCGCAAUGGGCCAUAUGAUACCAGUAAUAUCAUCAGCCGAUUUAGUGGGACCGACCUCCCAGGCUCUCUUCUUUCCACGUCACACGAAACCACCUUAUAUUUCCACAGUGACCACUCACAGAACAAGCCUGGUUUUAAAGUAGAAUAUCAAGCUUAUGAACUCCAGGAGUGCCCAGAUCCUGAGCCCUUUGCCAAUGGCAUAGUAAGAGGAGCAGGUUAUAGUGUGGGGCAAUCCAUCUCUUUUGAGUGCCUCCCUGGCUAUCAGCUGAUUGGACAACCAGUCUUAACCUGCCAACAUGGAACCAAUAGGAACUGGGACCACCCAUUGCCCAGGUGUGAAGUUCCCUGUGGAGGAAACAUGACUGCCCAAAAUGGAACGAUCUACUCCCCCGGAUUUCCCAAGCAGUAUCCCAAUUCCCAGGACUGUACAUGGCUAUUUGCGGUGUCAUCCGGAUAUGGCAUCUACCUCAACUUUACCUUGCUGCAAACAGAGCCGUACAAUGACUUCAUCACUGUCUGGGAUGGUUCUCAAGAGACAGCUCCCCAGUUGGGGGUUUUCACGGGACAUUCCGUGAAGAAAGCUAUCCAAAGCUCUUCCAACCAUGCUCUGAUGAAGUUUCAUAGUGAUGCAGCCAAUGGAGGCCUCUUUGCCAUCCACUUCUAUGCCUAUCAACUUUCUAAGUGCCAACCACCAACUAUGGUACCUAAUGCUGAAAUCAUCACUGAGAAUGAAGAUUACAAUAUAGGUGAUAUUAUUAGGUAUCAAUGUCUUCCUGGUUUCACCUUGGUUGGAAAUGAGAUCCUGACAUGCAGGCUUGGUACCCACCUCCAAUUUGAAGGCCCUCCCCCAACUUGUGAAGUUCACUGUCCAAUGAAUGAGGUCCUCCGUGAGUCCACAGGAGUGAUCCUGAGCCCAUCCUUCACAGGCAGCUAUCCUCACUUCCAAACUUGCUCUUGGAUGAUAGCAGUGGAACCCGAGUACAACAUCACUUUCACUGUUGAAUAUUUCUUGAGUGAGAAGAAGUAUGAUGAGUUUGGGAUAUUUGAUGGGCCUUCAGGUCAAAGUUCACUGUUACUGUCUCUAAGUGGAAAUUACUCUGCACCACUGCUGGUGACCACUUCAGGAAACAGAGCCUAUCUCCACUGGUCCUCUGAUCAUGCCUACAGCAGAAAGGGUUUCCGGAUCCGAUAUUCUGCUCCUUAUUGCAGCCUCCCUCCAGCACCUCUCCAUGGCUCUAUCCUCAGCCACUCCGGCCUGCAGCCAGGAAGCACCAUUUGGUUCGGUUGUGACACCGGCUACCGCCUUGUUGGCCACAGCUUUUCAACAUGUUCAAGACACCCCCAGGGUUACCACCACUGGAACAAAGCCAUUCCUCUUUGUCAAGCAAUCUCCUGUGGAGUUCCCAGAGCUCCAAAGAACGGGGUUGUUUUUGGCAGAGAGUACACCAUGGGCAGCAAAGCAGUUUACCAAUGCAAAGAGGGCUUUCAUCUCCAGGCCCAAGAUAACUCCAGCGUGGAGUGCCUGGCUACUGGACAGUGGAGCAAUGGCAAUAAUCCUCUUCCAUGUAUGGCGGUCAGCUGUCCUGACAUCAGCAGCAUUGCUGUGGAACAUGGGAGAUGGAGGCUGAUCCAUGAAACUCAGUACCAGUACAACGCACAACUCAUGUUGAUCUGUGACCCAGGCUACUAUUACAUUGGGUAUCGUGUCAUUGGCUGCCAGGCGAAUGGGAAAUGGAGCAUAGGAGAACCUAUGCCGACCUGUAGAAUCAUCUCCUGUGGAGAUUUGCCCGUGCCAUCCAAUGGAAACAGGAUUGGAACCUUAACCUCUUAUGGAGCUACUGCAAUUUUCUCCUGCAAUAGUGGCUACACCUUAGUGGGUUCUCGUGUGCGAGAAUGUAUGGCCAAUGGUCUUUGGAGUGGACUAGAAGUGACAUGCCUGGGUAUCCAGGAAGGGUUCGUUCUAUAUUGGACUCUCAGUAAUUCUACCUCCUCCUGUUUACUUGUCCCUCCAGCGGGUCACUGUGGUGAGCCAGGUUCUAUAGUCAAUGGCCAGAUCAAUGGAGAGAACUACAAUUACCGUGGCAGUGUAGUGUACCAGUGCAACCCUGGCUUCCGGCUCAUUGGCAUGUCGGUCCGCAUCUGCCAGCAAGAUCACCACUGGUCUGGGAAGACUCCUGUUUGUGUGCCCAUCACCUGUGGUCACCCAGGCAAUCCAACAAAUGGCCUGACCCAAGGCUCUCAGUUCAAUCUCAAUGAUGUGGCCAAGUUUACAUGCAACGUUGGAUAUCGCCUUGAAGGGACUUCCCAGUCCCAAUGCUUGGCUAAUGGCCAGUGGAAUAAACCCUUACCCAUCUGUCGCAUUGUAAAUUGUACUGAUCCUGGACACCUGGAAAACUGUGUUCGUCAAGUGCAACCAAAUGGGCCUCAUAGAUACAGCUUUGGAACAACCGUCUCUUAUCAAUGCAACCAUGGAUAUUAUUUGCUGGGCACCCAUGUGCUCACCUGCCAGGGCGAUGGAGUUUGGGACCGGCCGCUCCCUGUCUGCCAUUUGGUCUCCUGUGGCCAUCCUGGAUCCCCACCUUAUGCCCAGAUCUUGGGUGAUGUCCAUACCGUAGGGGCAGUGGUGCACUACAAAUGCCAAGAAGGCAGAAAUUUGAUUGGUAAUUCCACCCGCACAUGUCAGCUUGAUGGGCGUUGGAGUGGCUCUCUACCUCAUUGCUCAGGAAGCAUCCGAGGACUUUGUGGUGACCCAGGAAUCCCUUCCCACGGUAUCCGGCAUGGUGAAAACGAGUUAAGUGUGAACAGCACAGUCUGGUUUAGCUGUGAGCCGGGUUACACUCUCCGGGGCUCACUGCAAAGAAUGUGUCAAGCCAAUGGAUCAUGGAGUGGCACUCAGCCAGAAUGCGAAGUGAUAUCAUGUGGGAACCCUGGUACACCCAGCAAUUCAAGGGUAUUAUUCAAUGACGGCCUGGUGUUCUCCAGCUCCAUCAUAUACAAGUGUCGCGAUGGCUAUUAUUCCACAGGUGUGCUCAGCAGGCAUUGUACAGUCAAUGGAACCUGGACAGGGAGUACCCCAGAAUGCACAGUGAUAAACUGUGGGGACCCUGGAGUACCAGCCAAUGGCAUUCGAAUGGGCAAUGACUUCACCUAUAAUAAGACUGUCACAUUUCAGUGCAUGCCAGGUUACAUGAUGGAGUCAGAAAGAGCUUCUACUUUAAUUUGCACUAAGGACCGGACCUGGAAUGGGACAAAACCUGUCUGCAAAGCUAUCAUCUGCAAAUCUCCACAAAUUGUUUCCAAUGGAAGGGUCAUGGGCUCAGAUUUCAGUUGGGGCUCAAGUAUCAGUUAUACCUGUCUGGAAGGCUACCAGCUCUCCCUAGCUGCUGUUUUGACCUGUGAAGGAAAUGGAUCAUGGAGUGGAGAAAUCCCGCAGUGUUUUCCUGUCUUUUGUGGCGAUCCAGGAAUCCCAGCAGAUGGGCGGCGUGAAGAUCGAGGUUUUACUUACCGCUCCUCUGUCUCAUAUUCCUGUCUGCCCCCAUUAGUGCUGGUGGGAUCAGCUCGGAGGUUCUGCCAGACCGAUGGAUCAUGGAGCGGGACCCAGCCAAGCUGCAUCGAUGCAAGUGUUACAACCUGCAUGGAUCCAGGUGUGCCCCCUUUUGGAAUUCAAAACAAUUCCCAAGGUUAUCAGGUUGGAAGUGUCAUCUUCUUCAAGUGUCAUAAAGGAUAUCUGCUGCAAGGGUCCACCACCAGAACCUGCCUUCCAAAUCUGACAUGGAGUGGAAUUCAACCAAACUGCAUCCCACACAACUGCAAGGAACCAGAUACCCCAGCCCAUGCCAACGUGGGUGCUCUGGAUCUGCCUUCGCUGGGAUACACCUUGAUCUAUUCAUGCCAGAGUGGCUUUUAUCUCACUGGAGGAUCAGAGCAUCGGACUUGUAAGGCUGACGGCACCUGGACAGGGAAGCCUCCCAUUUGCUUGGCGGAUGUCCGACCCAGUAGGCGACCUGUGGGUGCUGCAAAGGAUCAGCAUCUUCCAAAAGUCUCAGUUCCUGCUGAUGUCUUUGCCAAAAAUUCCUUCUGGAAAGGCUCUUAUGAAUACAUGGGCAAAAAGCAGCCAGCCAUGCUUUCUGUCACCAGCUUUGAUCCAGUCACCAGUAAAGUGAAUGCCACCCUGAUAGACCACAGCGGUGUGGAGCUGCAAGUCUCUGGUAUUUACAAAAGAGAAGAUGUCCAUCUUCUCCUCCAGGUACACCAAAUUACAGGGCCACUAGAGAUCUUCAUGAACAAAUUCAAGAAUGAUAAGUGGGCAUUGGAUGGACACGUCACCCCAGAAGCUUCAAGUGGAACAUUUGUCUACCAAGGGUUUGUCCAUGGCAAAGGUUUUGGACAAUUUGGCCUCCAAAGACUAGAUAGCAGCAUCAUUGAACGGGAUCCUGAAUCAAUAGGACAUCCAUUUGCAUCCAACAGCAGCUCAGUUGCAGCUGCGAUCCUUGUGCCUUUCAUUGCCCUGAUGAUUGCAGGGUUUGUGCUCUAUCUCUACAAGCACAGAAGGAGACCGAAGGUGCCGUUCAAUGGCUAUGCUGGCCAUGAAAACACCAAUGUCCGAGGAACAUUUGAAAACCCAAUGUAUGACCGCAAUUUGCAGCCAACAGACAUCAUGGCCAAUGAGGCAGAGUUUACCGUCAGCACUGUGUGCACUGCAGUAUAG
Pseudonaja textilis is the source of this 10248-nucleotide messenger RNA. NCBI's taxonomy places the organism in Eukaryota, Metazoa, Chordata, Lepidosauria, Squamata, Elapidae. The record is from RefSeq and is a predicted model, not a curated record.